Molecule: messenger RNA, 3466 nt
Organism: Pseudomyrmex gracilis
Lineage: Eukaryota; Metazoa; Arthropoda; Insecta; Hymenoptera; Formicidae
Product: tyrosine decarboxylase-like
Exons: 6
Coding region: 470-2128 (552 amino acids)
Biological process (GO): amino acid metabolic process
Molecular function (GO): pyridoxal phosphate binding; carboxy-lyase activity
Source: RefSeq, a predicted model, not a curated record
UUACCCCCAUGUGCGAAACGUGGCACACUGUAUGGGACAUUUAUUCAAACAGCGGCCUCGCUAUAGGCGACGCCAACAGCCAUUGAUACUGGUUUACACCAGCUUUCAAAUUUUUGUGCAAUUCUUUGUUGUUAGCACUAGCUUCUCUAUCUCAUCGGGAAUCAGCGUGACGAUCGAGAAUAUCACGAGACCGUAUCUUUUCAACAGGGAAUCACCACCUCUCUCAAUAGCAGGGACGUGCGGAGCCGAGGCGCGCAUAAAACUGACCGGCGCUUCGGCAGGUGCUACUAGUCUCUCGUCUGACGUGGUUCGCGACAAAUGUUCGAUACGUGCGAGGAACAAUCGCGCGACACUCGAGAACGGGCAUACGUGAGGAAAGGUUGUUGCGAUCGAGAGGACCGAUUUUUUGUCAAAGUGGAGCGAUUUUCCGAACGGUAGCGGAAAUAAAACUCAGGAGCAUUCCGGCAUCAUGAAUAUCGAUGAGUUCCGUAUCCACGGCAAGGAGAUGAUCGAGUACAUCUGCGAAUACAUACGUACGUUGGAGGGAAAACGGGUAACGGCGAACGUCGAUCCCGGCUAUCUGAGACCUUUAUUGCCGAAGGAGGCGCCUGUCAAGCCGGAAUCAUGGGACGCCAUCAUGAGGGACGUCGAUGGCAAAAUAAUGCCCGGAAUCACUCACUGGCAGCAUCCGCGAUUUCACGCUUACUUCCCGUCUGGCAAUUCGUUCCCCUCAAUCCUGGGUGAUCUGCUGUCGGACGCGAUCGGCUGCAUCGGUUUCUCAUGGGCGGCCAGUCCGGCCUGCACGGAGCUUGAGACCAUCGUGCUGGACUGGUACGCCAAGGCGAUCGACUUGCCGUCCGAGUUCCUGUCGGAGCAGAAAAGCGGCGGCGGCGUGAUCCAAGGUUCAGCCUCCGAGUGUAUCCUGGUGACGAUGCUCGCGGCGCGCACGCAGGCGAUCAAGAUGUUGAAAGAGCAGGAGCCGAACAAGGAGGACUCGGCGUUUCUGCCGCGUUUGGUGGCCUACUGCUCGACUGAAUCGCAUUCGUGCGUGGAAAAGGCGGCGAUGAUCAGUUUAGUGAAGCUACGAGUACUCGAGCCAGACGACAAAGCUGCGUUGCGUGGAAAACGACUCGAGUCGGCUAUAAAGGAGGACGUGGCAAACGGUCUGGUACCGUUUUACGUUUCCACCACUUUGGGCACCACCGGCUCCUGCGCAUUCGACAAUCUCGUGGAGAUCGGGCCCGUGUGCAAACUGUAUCCCAAUAUCUGGCUGCACGUAGACGGCGCUUACGCCGGUAAUGCGUUUAUUUGUCCGGAGAUGAGGCCGUUCAUGGCCGGCAUCGAGCACGCAGAUUCUUUCAACACAAAUCCCAACAAGUGGUUGCUGGUAAACUUCGACUGUUCCUGCUUGUGGGUGCGCAAUCGAUUAAAGCUCACGUCCGCGUUGAUCGUCGAUCCGCUUUAUCUUCAGCACGCGCGCUCAGGCGAGUCAAUUGACUAUCGUCACUGGGGUAUUCCGCUCAGCAGACGAUUUCGAGCGUUGAAGCUGUGGUUCGUCAUGCGAUCGUACGGUAUCAGUGGCUUACAGAAGUACAUCAGAAAUCACAUCAGGCUGGCGAAGCGGUUUGAGGCGCUAAUGAAAAAGGACAGGCGGUUUGAGAUCUUGAACGAUGUGCGAGUUGGCUUGGUGUGCUUCCGUUUGAAGGAGAGCGAGGAGAUGAAUCAAGAGCUAUUGGCUAACAUCAACGCGUCCGGUCGGAUGCAUAUGAUACCGGCACGCGUGAUGGGCGAAUAUAUUCUGCGUUUUUGCGUGACAAAGGAGGACGCGACUGAAGAGGACAUUGAUUACGCUAUCAGCGUCAUCGGAGAACAUGCUACAGAAGUGAUGCUGGCUCACUACGAGGGCACGGAAGAAGAAUACAGAGCGAAGGGCCCAAAGAGUCCGGCCGCUUUGGACAAGAAACUUGUUCGGAAAUUCAGCUUCACCAGAAGCGUCACCAGAGACGUCUACAAGAGAUCUAUCUCGAAAUCCAGCCUGCAUGACGGCGCGACGCCCAUCAUGGUCGUCGAUGACAACACGCAGGUCGAUACCAUCGAUGACGAUCGCUUCUGCAACAGCAGGUUGUGACGAUGUCGGUGACGAUCGCCGGCGCCGACUCGGGACGACGCAGAUGACAGUAAAAAGGGUCCCCGUUACACAGCCGUGUGAUCCGGAAUUUUUGAUGGCCCGUUGUCGUUACCACUUACUUUUUCCCGAAGUCGCGUUUUGUCGAUAACGACCGUCUGUUAUUGACGACAUCACGUGAGUAUUUAGCCAAGUCAUUCGUCUCCGAUCAAAUUUGAGCGUUUUCAGCCAAGAUGAUCGUUAUGUAAGAUGAAUCAGUUGUAUAUUUUUUUCGAGUGACUCAUGGCAACAAAUUGUGCGUUAAUAGCGCGCGCAAUGCGAAGCCGAAGCUUUGUGGUAAAGUGUAUGAUCUCUUAGAGUAUUUUCAACAGUUUGUAAUUUAUGAUGGAUCGUAGAUGGUCUAAAAUGGGUUUAGAGGCGACUGCGCGUAUAAUAAUUGACGUAGUCGUGAUUUAUUUUGAUAUAUACAUGUCUGUAUAGGCGAUAGAGAAAAAUGAAUCAAAAUAUGUACAUAUGUAAUACUUUACGUGAUAAUGACUGCCGAUGUACGCACGGACUCUAAUAGUUUUAUACAAAAUACUAAUUAAGAGAGAGUGUGUGUAUCGAUGUAGAUUUACGCGCGUGAAUUACCAGCAAAUGUGACUAUGCUGAUCCUGAAGUAUACCAUUAAAAAUUGUAUUUUUGUUGAUCCUAUAAUUAAAAUUACGAAGAGAGAUGCGUUAAUGCGUGUUAAUUACUUAUAUAUUUAGAGAGUACUUAAGUUUUGGAUAUGUGACAUAAGGUUUUCUAUUUGAUCUCAAUUUGAAAAAAGAACUGGAAAAACUAAUUGAAAUAUAUUGCUUAAUAUAUUAUCGAUUGAAAUUUAAGUCAUGUUAAAUGAUGUGAUAUCUAGUAAUUUACGUAAGAAAAAUAUUCCCGAAAUUAAGUUUACAAUUAAAAAGUAUUGUGCUAGCAUUGAAAUUCUAUAUAGAAAAAAAAACUAUUUUUGUUUAGAAUUCAGAGAAGUGUGAAAACAAGGUCAAUGUGUUAAUUCACAUAAUUCUAAUUGGACAAUUUUUCUAUAACUGAUAUCUCAUCGACCAAUAAAAUAAAGUAAAUUUCAGUAUAAAGUAGAUAUAGAUAAUUCUUGUAAUAAGAAAUAAGUGCAAAAAUUAUAAUAUUUGCAGAAACAAAUACAUUUAUGGUAAUUUUACAGUUUGAGUCUUUUCAGGUCGAUGUUGAUACUAGCAUAUAGAUGUAUAUGUACAUUUUACAUGGAUAUAGCUGAUUUGUAAACAUCAAUUUGUAAUAUCAAACAAAUCCGAUUACAAACAUCGUAUAUAGAAUGAUUAUAAAAGUAUU